This is a messenger RNA of Aureobasidium melanogenum CBS 110374, 2112 nucleotides long. RefSeq names its product peptidase family M3. The coding region runs from base 1 to 2112 and encodes 703 amino acids. The transcript is spliced from 4 exons. The record is from RefSeq and is a predicted model, not a curated record. Gene Ontology annotation, cellular component: mitochondrial intermembrane space. Gene Ontology annotation, biological process: proteolysis; peptide metabolic process. Gene Ontology annotation, molecular function: metalloendopeptidase activity. NCBI's taxonomy places the organism in Eukaryota, Fungi, Ascomycota, Dothideomycetes, Dothideales, Saccotheciaceae.
AUGCAACACCAAACACCACCACAACAAUACCCCCAGCUCAUCCCUACCGACAAAAUCCUCACGUUGACAGAACAACACAUCAACACGUUACGGACCGCACGAAACAACAUAGUCAAAGACAUAACUCCCUCAACCGCGACUUUCCUAACAGUAGUAAAACCGCUCGCCGAAGCCCAACACUCCAUCGAAGACUCUUUCGGCAUGAUAGCAAUGCUGCGCUACGCAUCUCCAGACGCCAACGCCAGGGCCGCUGCAGAACAAGCAAGAUCCCUCUGGAAUUUAGCCUUUAGCGAGUUUGCCGAUCGUAGUGAUGUCUACAUUCUACUGCAAGCAGUCAAAGACCGUAAUGAAGACCUAGAUGCCGAAUCAGCAAAGUAUCUCGACGAGCUGUUGGCUGAUUUUGUGAGGUGUGGACAUGGUGUUCUGGAUCCUGAAGGUAUUGCAGAAUACGUUGCACGGAGAAACAAAAUCGACAAAUUGCGUGCAGAGUUUACCAGAAACGUCAGAAACUGCGAGCAAGGAAUUUGGUUGUCUGAGAGUGAGUUGGGAGGUGUACUGCACCAAGACAUUACUCGGUUUCGCAAUGCGGGCGCCAAACAACCAGGAAGAGACUCUUCCGAUGGCAACAAGACUUGCUUUAUCGCACUCAACAAACAUGAUGUUGGUGCUGUGUUGCAGUAUGCAAGAAACUCCGAAACCAGGGAGCGAGUGUAUAUCGCUAAUGUCGCUAAACUGCCCGAGAACCUGUCUAUCUUCAAAGAAGUACUGAGACUUCGAGAUUUGAAUGCACGGCAACUUGGAUACAAGAGUCAUGCAGCAUUUCGCCUGGAAAAGAGACUAGCGAAGACUACACAAUGGGUCUACGACUUUCUCGACAAGCUGGAAGGGACACUUUUGCCACAAGGAAAGAAAGAAAUGGCCGAGCUGUUGGAUCUGCGAGCAUCACAAACGCGCAACUACAAAUCAGAGAGCAGCGAUCCAGAUACCAUGUUAGCUUGGGAUUACCCAUACUGGAAACGUCUUGCACUCGAAAACACAUCCGUCUCCCACGACAAAAUCGCCGAAUACUUUCCUAUCCAAGUAGCGGUACCACGCAUGCUUGACUUAUUCUCUGAUUGCCUGCAGCUGCGUUUCCUCAAUGUAAAAUCCCCUGAGGUCUGGCAUGCUGAUGUUUCAGCUUGGGAAGUCUGGGACGAUAGAUCAGAACAGAGGAAUCAGUUUAUCGGGUAUCUAUAUAUGGAUCUCGUGUUUAGGGAGAACAAACAUCGCGGAUGCCAGAAUGUGAAUUUACAGCCCUCUUAUAUCGAUAGCGAUGGGAAACGUAGAUACCCGGCUACCCUACUCAUGUGCAAUUUUCCACCUUUUGCACCUGCUGGCUCGCCCUCUUGUAUCUUGCUUAAGCACGGCCAACUCAUUUCUCUCUUCCAUGAACUCGGCCACGGCAUACACGACCUACUGUCCCGAACCACAUACUCACGCUUCCACGGCUGGCGCUCGCCACCAGACUAUGCCGAAGCCCUGAGUAUCAUGCUCGAGAACUACGUAUGGCUACCUUCAGAGCUAAAACUUAUGAGUUGCCAUUAUACAAGCCUUAGUCCCGAGCUAUUGCACGAAUGGCAACUCCAACAUCCAGAUGAGAAACCGCCGAUCGCGACUAUACCAGACCAUCUUCUCGAUCCACUGAUCCAGAGUCGUUUUGCUUUCCGUGCUCUGUAUAUGUUGGGUCAGUUAGCAGAUUCUCGCUUCGACAUGACUGUCCACGAUUCCCCCUCUCAUUCCCACUGCACUUCCCUCAACUCCACAAACCUUUACAUUGACCUCCACUCAACCUUAACACUUCUCUCACCCUCCUCCAACAAAGCCGAACACGGACACCCACACACAGAUUUUACGCACCUACUGGCAGGCUACGAUGCAGGAUACUACAGCUAUCUAAGCGCCCAAGUCUUUGCUUCAGACAUAUUCGCGCAAUUCUCCGACAAGCCAAGAAAUCAAGAGACUUGGGAGAGGUAUAGGAAGUUGGUACUAGAACGGGGUGCAAGCACAGAUGAACUCCAGAACUUGGAAGAGUUCUUGGGCGGCAGACCUGUGGACAUUGCAAAGGUUUUGUAA